AUGCAUACUGUGCGCACGCUGUCACGCAUUCGUGCCAAGGCAAAGCUUGCGACGCGCGCUUUUGCUACAGACAAGCGCUACAUACCCGUGAAUGAGGUGCCUGCAAGUGUGUUGCAAAAUAUCAAUUCGGAGACUGUUUUUUCACCGGGUUUUGCGGUUCGCGGCGAGCACGCGCCAAUUAAAGGUGCCAAGCCUGCGUAUCUAGAUGUGCAGGCCACGUCGCCUAUGGAUCCGCGUGUUCUUGAUGCUAUGUUACCGUACAUGACGUAUGCCUACGGCAAUCCACACUCGACAACCCACGAAUUUGGGUGGGACGCCGACAAAGCGGUGGAACAUGCGCGUGGGAGCGUAGCUAAUCUCAUUGGUGCAAAUUCAAAAGAAAUUAUUUUUACGUCUGGUGCCACUGAGUGCAACAAUGCAAUAUUGAAAGGGAUUGCACAUUUUACUAAAGCUAAAAAGAAGCACAUUAUUACGACGCAAAUUGAACACAAGUGCGUGUUGGACUCGUGUCGUGUUUUAGAGACUGAAGGCUUUGAGGUUACGUACUUGCCAGUGGGCACGAACGGUCUUGUGGACUUAAACCAGUUGCAAGAUGCCAUUCGACCAGACACGGCAUUGAUUUCCAUUAUUGCAGUGCACAACGAAAUUGGCGUACUUCAGCCACUUAAAGAAAUUGGGCGCAUUUGUCGUGAACGCAAAGUCUUUUUUCAUACCGAUGCUGCUCAAAUGGUGGGCAAGAUGCCAAUUCAUGUGGACGACAUGAAUAUUGACGUCAUGUCCAUGUCGGGUCAUAAGAUUUACGGACCAAAAGGUGUUGGAGCCAUGUACGUUCGUCGACGUCCGCGUGUGCGUUUAGAGCCCAUUAUCUCCGGUGGCGGCCAAGAGCGUGGUCUCCGUAGUGGCACGCUCGCAACACCGCUGGUUGUAGGUUUUGGUAAAGCAUGCGAAAUUGCUGCUCAGGAGAUGGAGAAUGAUCAUCGCUGGGUUAGCUAUUUAUCCGAAAAGCUAUAUCAAGGAAUAACAGACCAGAUCGAGCAUGUUGUUUUAAACGGAGACCGUGAAAAACGAUAUCCUGGUAAUCUGAAUCUUUCUUUUGCUUAUGUGGAAGGAGAAAGUCUGCUUAUGGCCCUCAAAAAUAUCGCCGUUUCAUCGGGUAGCGCAUGUACUAGCGCAUCGCUCGAGCCCUCGUACGUGUUGCGCGCUAUUGGGGUUGGCGAAGAUUUAGCACACACAUCGAUUCGCUUUGGUAUUGGCCGAUUCACAACGGAAGAGGAGAUCGUAUAUGCCGUAGAUUUGUGCGUUAAACACGUCAAUCGUCUACGCGAGAUGAGUCCGCUUUGGGAAUUGGUGCAGGAAGGCAUUGAUCCCAACACAAUUCAGUGGAGUCAAGAUGCGCAUUAG
Plasmopara halstedii is the source of this 1401-nucleotide messenger RNA. RefSeq names its product cysteine desulfurase. Gene Ontology annotation, molecular function: pyridoxal phosphate binding; cysteine desulfurase activity. Gene Ontology annotation, cellular component: mitochondrion; cytosol. The record is from RefSeq and is a predicted model, not a curated record. The coding region runs from base 1 to 1401 and encodes 466 amino acids. The transcript has a single exon. NCBI's taxonomy places the organism in Eukaryota, Oomycota, Peronosporomycetes, Peronosporales, Peronosporaceae. Gene Ontology annotation, biological process: [2Fe-2S] cluster assembly.